Acomys russatus (golden spiny mouse) is the source of this 1716-nucleotide messenger RNA. It is a transcript of the gene Rasgef1b, whose product is annotated as RasGEF domain family member 1B. The record is from RefSeq and is a predicted model, not a curated record. The coding region runs from base 181 to 1716 and encodes 511 amino acids. Gene Ontology annotation, molecular function: guanyl-nucleotide exchange factor activity. Gene Ontology annotation, biological process: positive regulation of GTPase activity; Ras protein signal transduction. The transcript has 14 exons. Lineage: Eukaryota; Metazoa; Chordata; Mammalia; Rodentia; Muridae. Gene Ontology annotation, cellular component: plasma membrane.
CAAGGGGGUGUGCGCAUCGGUGGCGGCGGCAGGAGUUCCAGUAUAAACAAGGACCCCGACUGGAUCGGCGGGUUUUUCUUUUCUUCCUGCCUUCGGCCCUUCCCGGUCCUGCGCUCGCCUUUGGGGGCGCCGCCGUGCAGCAGCCAGGAGGCGGAGGCGCAGGGCGGCGUGCGGGAAAGUAUGCCUCAGACACCUCCCUUUUCAGCAAUGUUUGACAGCAGUGGCUACAACCGAAACCUCUACCAGUCUGCAGAGGAUAGCUGUGGAGGCUUGUAUUACCAUGACAACAACCUCCUUUCUGGGUCUCUGGAAGCGCUCAUACAGCAUCUGGUACCCAACGUGGAUUACUACCCAGAUAGAACGUACAUCUUCACCUUCCUGCUCAGCUCUCGGUUAUUCAUGCAUCCCUUCGAACUCAUGGCCAAAGUCUGCCACUUGUGUGUUGAGCACCAGCGGCUGAGCGAAGGGGAUGGUGAGAAGAACCAGAUGAGAAAAAUUGCACCCAAAAUUCUUCAACUCUUGACAGAGUGGACGGAAACAUUUCCUUAUGACUUCCGGGACGAGAGAAUGAUGAGAAACCUAAAAGACCUGGCGCACAGAGUGGCCAGCGGCGAGGAGACAUACAGGAAGAACGUCCAGCAGAUGAUGCAGAGCCUGAUCCGCAAACUCGCCGCCCUCAGCCAGUAUGAGGAAGUCCUGGCGAAACUCAGCUCCACAGCCACAGACCGGCUCACGGUUCUGAAGACCAAGCCGCAGUCCAUACAGCGGGAUAUCAUGACGGUCUGCAGCGACCCGUAUACGUUGGCCCAGCAGCUGACUCACAUCGAGCUGGAGAGACUCAAUUACAUUGGCCCAGAAGAAUUUGUUCAGGCGUUCGUGCAGAAGGACCCUCUGGACAACGAUAAGAGCUGCUACAGUGAACGGAAGAAAACAAGAAACUUAGAAGCCUACGUAGAAUGGUUUAAUCGACUAAGCUACUUGGUUGCUACAGAAAUCUGCAUGCCUGUGAAGAAGAAACACCGAGCGAGGAUGAUUGAAUAUUUCAUCGACGUGGCUCGAGAGUGUUUCAACAUUGGAAACUUCAAUUCCCUGAUGGCCAUAAUCUCUGGUAUGAAUAUGAGCCCGGUCUCGCGGCUAAAAAAAACGUGGGCCAAAGUGAAGACUGCAAAGUUUGACAUUCUUGAGCAUCAGAUGGACCCUUCAAGCAAUUUCUAUAACUACAGAACAGCUCUGCGAGGGGCAGCACAAAGGUCCUUAACUGCUCACAGUAGCAGAGAGAAGAUUGUGAUACCAUUCUUCAGUCUCUUAAUCAAAGAUAUUUAUUUCCUCAACGAGGGCUGUGUCAACCGUCUUCCAAAUGGCCAUGUCAACUUUGAGAAAUUUUGGGAACUGGCCAAACAAGUGAGUGAGUUUAUGACGUGGAAGCAGGUAGAGUGUCCGUUCGAGCGGGACCGGAAGGUCUUACAGUACCUACUUUCAGUGCCCGUAUUCAGUGAAGACGCUCUCUACUUGGCUUCCUACGAGAGUGAAGGGCCUGAAAAUAACAUAGAGAAGGACAGAUGGAAGUCUUUAAGGUCUGUAGUUGCUCUGCACGCAGCCGUUAUACAUGCUCUAGGAGAAACUUUAGUGACCCCAGCUAAUGACAACCCAGCUGUCUUUGUAACCCUUCGGAUGCCGUUUUUUGAGAAUCAGCAUGUCUUUGUCCAACAGGCCUGA